This is a messenger RNA of Trematosphaeria pertusa, 810 nucleotides long. RefSeq lists its product as uncharacterized. NCBI's taxonomy places the organism in Eukaryota, Fungi, Ascomycota, Dothideomycetes, Pleosporales, Trematosphaeriaceae. Bases 1 to 810 code for a protein of 269 amino acids. The transcript is spliced from 2 exons. The record is from RefSeq and is a predicted model, not a curated record. Gene Ontology annotation, biological process: anatomical structure morphogenesis; negative regulation of transcription by RNA polymerase II; cell differentiation. Gene Ontology annotation, molecular function: RNA polymerase II cis-regulatory region sequence-specific DNA binding; DNA-binding transcription factor activity, RNA polymerase II-specific.
AUGCUGCAGAACAACCAUCCCGUCGAACUUCAAGGCAACAUUCAAGAGCUCUUCGGCGGCACGUUUGGAGCUGAGUACCUCGAGGCUCAGUUGAGCCAGAUGCUGCAGCGCUCCGUGAGCGUCUGCGAGAGCUGUGAUGGUCAGCACACGCUCGUGCAACUGACCCAAGAGAGCGAUGUCUCCCAGGCCUUCACCCCGGACGUUGCUGAGCAACCGACCACCACUCACCAUGUCGCUGGUCGAAAGAAUCCUCCGCGCCCUAUGAAUUGCUGGAUGCUGUACCGAGACACCAAGCACAAGGAGCUCAAGGAUGCGAACCCGCACCUCACCGUCCAGGCGAUAUCGAUCCUUUGCUCCAAGUUCUGGAAGACUCUUCCCGCUACAGAGAAAGACGAGUGGCGAGUGAAGGCUAAGCAGGCGAAGGAGGAGCACCAGCGCACGUACCCGGAUUACAAGUACACUCCUCGCAAGCCGGGUCAGAAGAAGAAGCGACAGUCGCGAAAGGCAACUCAAGCCGCCGCCGCCGCCGCCGCUACUACUACUGGCGCCGCCAACAUCAUUCCCACUCUUGCGGCUGGCGAUACCGCCAUCACUGCUAACGUUACCGGUGGGCUUGCGGGUGGAGAUACUCAGGGCCUCACCAUGCAGCCCGCUCAAUUCCCUGACAUGGAGUCAAUGAGGCAUGGUCAGCUUGAGGAAGAGUUCGGAGGGGACUUCACCGUCGAUUUCUUCGCUGACGAGACCUUCGCCUUCCGUGAUGGUGCCGACGAGAGCGCUACCCUCCCGUCUUUCUUCUCGGACCUUUAUUAA